AUGUCUCUUUCAAAAGAACCAGAACAAAGAUUCUCAGGGGCCAGAUCAGAAUCAUCAGAUGACUCUACAGUCUCCAAAUCUGAACUUCAGACUGAUGGAGGCUGGUUAGCUUGGUCUCAGGUCUUGGUCAGCCACCUGCUUGUCGUUAAUGGCUUUGGGUAUCAAACUUCCUUUGGAUUGUUCCAAUCUCAUUGGAUGGAUGCUCUGAAGAAGUCAUCAUCCGAUAUCUCAUGGGUGGGAUCAAUUCAGCUUUUCCUCUUGUUUUUUGUUGGAACAAUUUCCGGGAGGAUUAUGGACGCUGGAUAUUUUCGAUCACUUGUCUACGUGGGCUGCUCGCUGCAGCUUCUCGGAAUAUUCACCACCUCUGCAGUUGGCAAGUACUGGCAGCUAGUUCUGUCACAAGGAAUUACCACAGGACUCGGGAAUGGCACUCUCUUUACGCCUGCCAUCGCUCUAGUUUCGACAUAUUUUGUGAAAAAGAGGCCCUUAGCGCUCGGAUUUGCUGCAUGCGGAGCACCAGUUGGCGGCAUUGUAUUUCCCAUUAUUGCUCGUCAGUUGGAUCCACAGAUCGGGUUUCGAUGGACCACACGGGUCAUGGGUUUCGUCAUGAUCUUCAACGCAGUCAUCAUCGUUCUACUGGCCCGUCCGGGGCGCUCAAACAGACCUCGGGGAUCAUUCGUCGAGUGGGGCGCUUUUCGUGAACUACCAUAUACCCUGUUUGCCAUUGGUAUAUUCUUCACGCUGUGGGGCGUGUACUUUGCAUAUUUCUAUACAAUGACAUUUGGCAAAAGCAUCGCCCACAUAUCAGAUGGCACGUCAUUGAUCCUCUUGGUUGUGCUUAACGCUGUUGGUAUUCCAGGGCGUCUGAUACCCGCACUACUAGCAAACGCCUACUUUGGUGCUUUCAAUACUCUGCUUGUUUUUGUGCUUUGCGUUGGUAUCAUGCUCUACUGCUGGAUUGCCAUUUCAAGUUUUGGUGGCUUUGUUGCUUUCGUUGUUGUAUAUGGCUUUUGCUCCAAUGCUGUUCAGACCUUGUUCCCAUCAACGCUCUCUAGUCUGACAACGGACCUGAACAAGAUGGGUGUCCGAGUGGGAAUGGUGUUCAGUAUUAUCAGCAUUGCAUGUCUUACGGGCCCACCCAUCGCCGGAGUCCUGAUCGAUAAAAAGCAUGGCGAUUAUCUCUAUGCACAAAUAUUUGGAGGGACCACGGUAAUCCUUGGAGUUUCGGUUCUUUUUGCGGCACGGCUGGCACAGAUACGAAUUUCCAAACAAUCCAAGACGGAAGCAACGACUGGAUGA
Xylona heveae TC161 is the source of this 1299-nucleotide messenger RNA. RefSeq names its product MFS monocarboxylate transporter-like protein. Lineage: Eukaryota; Fungi; Ascomycota; Xylonomycetes; Xylonales; Xylonaceae. Gene Ontology annotation, biological process: transmembrane transport. The record is from RefSeq and is a predicted model, not a curated record. The coding region runs from base 1 to 1299 and encodes 432 amino acids. Gene Ontology annotation, cellular component: fungal-type vacuole membrane. Gene Ontology annotation, molecular function: transmembrane transporter activity. The transcript has 3 exons.